AAUGAUGACCCCACCAACACCAAGCUUAUUUUAAAUCUUUGCGAGUUGCAGUUGAUUUUAAAUUUAAUUAGGUUUGUGUGAGAUGAUUAGAUUGUGUUCACCAAUUCUGUUAAAGAAACAAAACACACUGUUGUGCAAUUAUUAUGUACUCCUUGCUUUAUCAUGCACCACUCUUUCAGUUGGUCCUUUCAUUAGCACUCAGAGAGGCUAGGGUUUCUCUAUCUUGUCUCAGCUUUUCUUUGCUAAUUUCUCGUAGGAGACUUGUUUACUGACCAAGUUUAAGAUAAUUUGCUGAUACUUGUCUCCGAUCAAUCUCUUCUGAAUGUUUCUGAAUUGUCAAUGAUGGCGGCAGUCUUCUGGAGUUCCAAUUAUUCUGAUAUUCCUUUUUGGUAAGGUUAGUUUCUGGGUGGUGAUGCUGGUUUGAGAAAUGGGUAAUUAAUUUAUCUUGAGGAUUUGUUUGGUUAGUUGAUGCAUUUGUAUUUAUGGAGUCACUGUCUGAAUUUGUGAAACCAUUUCGUGUUCAAACCCGGAGAUGGUUUUUGGUGGUGGGGUUGUUAGCUGUUACUUAUUUACUAUUUCAGUCCCUUUUGUUUCCAUAUGGUAAAGCUCUUCAAUCUCUGUUGCCUGAUGGUGAGGUUCUAGAUGAAAGUAGCCUGCCUACUUUGAAAACUUUGACAAAAUCUCUGGUUCGCAACCCUCUUACAGUUAAUGCUUCAGACAAGACUAGUGAUUCUGUGUUCAGAGAGUUUGUGGAAGAUGAGGACUAUUAUAAUCUUGGUGGAGAUACUGGGCAUGAUAGUGGACUUAACGAAAUAGACAGAGACUUAAAUGAUGAUUUUGUAACUGAGGGGAUUGGCCAGGAUAGUUCUAUUGAACUUGUCACUGAUAGAGAAGUGGAUGAUGAGGAUGUUGAAGAUCUGAUUGAUAGCUCUGCAUUGGAUAGUGCUAAGGAUAGAGAAAAUAGUUCAAUACCGGAAUUACCCACUGAAGCCAGACAUGAUCUCCCACUAGAGCAGAUUGUAAAGCCAAACAGGGAAGUUUCUACUGAAAAUACUCAAGAGCGACAUGCAAGUCAGACAGCUAAAAAUUUGGGUCCUGAAAUAGUCUCAACCACAUUAAUUCCAUUGGCAAACAUCACGUAUAAGAAAAUAGAGGUGUCAAAAGCAAGUUCUUCUGUUAGUCCUGUUGUUCCACCUAGUAAUACUUCAACUUCAAAAAAUGUUUCUGCAUUGAUUGGAUCUCGUGGGAAGAAGAAGAUGAGGUGUGAAUUGCCACCAAAAACCGUGAUAUCAGUAAAUGAGAUGGAACAUAUUCUAAUGCGGCAUCAUCGGUCUUCGCGCGCAAUGAGACCAAGAUCGUCCUCCAGACGUGACCAGGAAGUUUUAGCUGCAAAAGCAGAAAUCAAGAAGGCUCCUAACUCAGUGAAUGAUCGAGAACUUUAUGCUCCCCUCUUUCAUAAUGUUUCCAGGUUUAAAAGGAGCUAUAUUAAGUUACCAUAUGAUUGCUCUUUAAGGUGUUGUCAAAGAAGAAUUCUAACCAGGAGCAGGUGUUGUCAAAGAAGAAUUCUAACCAGGAGCAGGAGCUAUGAACUCAUGGAUCGCACACUCAAAGUCUAUGUCUAUAGAGAUGGGAACAAACCUAUCUUUCAUCAACCAAUACUCAAAGGAUUAUAUGCUUCGGAGGGAUGGUUUAUGAAAUUGAUGGAGGGAAACAAACAUUUUGUUGUGAAGGACCCACGAAAUGCUCACCUGUUUUAUAUGCCAUUCAGUUCAAGAAUGCUGGAGUACGCCCUUUAUGUACGCAACUCUCACAACCGGACAAACCUACGUCAAUACUUGAAGAAUUACAGUGAAAAAAUAGCAGCAAAAUAUCCUUAUUGGAAUAGAACUGGUGGUGCUGAUCAUUUCCUUGUUGCCUGCCAUGAUUGGGCUCCCUAUGAGACGAGACACCACAUGGAACAUUGCGUCAAAGCUCUUUGCAAUGCAGAUGUCACAGCUGGUUUUAAAAUAGGGAGGGAUGUGUCUCUUCCAGAAACAUAUGUCCGUUCUGCAAGAAACCCUCUUAGAGAUCUCGGGGGAAAACCACCUUCAGACCGGCACAUUCUUGCCUUCUAUGCUGGUAAUAUUCAUGGGUAUUUACGUCCAAUAUUACUGAAAUACUGGAAAGACAAAGACCCAGAUAUGAAAAUCUUUGGUCCGAUGCCUCCUGGAGUUGCAAGCAAAAUGAAUUACAUUCAACACAUGAAGAAUAGCAAGUACUGUAUAUGCCCUAAGGGCUAUGAGGUUAACAGCCCUCGGGUAGUAGAGGCCAUCUUUUAUGAGUGUGUUCCUGUAAUAGUAUCAGACAAUUUUGUGCCACCAUUUUUCGAGGUCUUGAACUGGGGAGCAUUCUCGGUUAUCAUAGCAGAGAGUGAAAUUCCCAACUUGAAAAACAUAUUGCUUUCAAUACCAAAAGAAAAGUAUCUUCAGAUGCAACUGGCUGUGAGAAAGGUUCAGCGACAUUUCCUCUGGCAUGCCAAGCCUAAGAAGUAUGAUCUCUUCCACAUGACCCUUCAUUCAAUUUGGUACAAUAGAGUCCAUCAGAUAAAACCUAGAUAACAAUGUUAAAUUCUCAACAAAGUGGAAAUGAUGAGACUUUUGGUGUAGAAAGCAAAUCCAGAGCGUACUUAUAUUCUUCCUACAAGCUGCAGAAGGCUUCUGGUUGUAUGUAGAAUGAGCAUGUACAGGUAUAUAUAGUUAAAACUUUUUCAAAGACUACUAAUGAAAUGUAUGUUGUCUUGCCAAUCUUCCUUUUGUAAAUGUAUUCUGUACAAAGAGGAAGAUUUUCUUCCGAAGGUUGUCCUGUAACCUGUUCUCCUCAUUUCAUCAUAAUUGUCGUGAUUUUUAUGGAACACACAUUUUAAGUACAUAAUUAGGUA
This is a messenger RNA of Mangifera indica (mango), 2917 nucleotides long. RefSeq names its product probable glycosyltransferase At5g03795. The transcript is spliced from 5 exons. The record is from RefSeq and is a predicted model, not a curated record. Gene Ontology annotation, molecular function: glycosyltransferase activity. Lineage: Eukaryota; Viridiplantae; Streptophyta; Magnoliopsida; Sapindales; Anacardiaceae. Bases 483 to 2597 code for a protein of 704 amino acids.